AUGAUCAGACGUGUGCGGCUAUUUUUCGAAGAGAUCAAAAAAAUCUUGGGAGAUUCAUGUGAGGGAACUAUAUUUAAUUCGACGGUUGAGCUAACCGCAUGGGCUUGCGGAGUUACCCCCGACACAGUAACGAGGGUAGGAUCCCGACCGGACUUCGUGUAUGAAUUGCUCCCGCGUUCAGAAACGAAGUUCAAACGUUCAAAGGAGGAGUCCCGGCAAAAAAUACUACUGAAGUACGGCGGUAAGUGGGCCGAAGUUGUAAAGUAUUUCAUCGAGAAUAAGCUGCCCAAAGAUGGCAUGACUGCAAGUGUUCUACAUGCUGAGCUAACUCGUGCCUAUGUUGACUUCCAGCUGUCCAGAACCACACUGUACCUGCUCGUACGAGCUUUAGGAUAUAAACUAGUGAGCAGUCGUGGUAGACACAACAUUGUUCUGGAUAAAUGA
Strongylus vulgaris is the source of this 444-nucleotide messenger RNA. Lineage: Eukaryota; Metazoa; Nematoda; Chromadorea; Rhabditida; Strongylidae. The record is from the annotation of a GenBank genome assembly.